AAUCGGCCGACGGGAGCAGCAAGGCGGCAAGGACCCUCUGCUCUCACCUUCCUUCAAUUGAGGCCACUUGCUUAGUCUGCGUCAGGUGUCGAGAUGAAGCUGCUGGUGCUGAUCGCCGUGCUCGUGGCUUGCGCCGCCGCAGCCUCCACUCUCAAUCAGUUGCCACGCAGCAAAAAUGUAUCAAAGGGAUCAUUUCGUUGCAAAGCUCCGCCUGUCUCGCCGCAGAAAGUGGAAAAAGUCAUCAACCAAUGUCAGGACGAGGUCAAAUUAGCCAUCAUCCAGGAGGCCUUGGAAAGCUUGCAAGAGGUGAAGGAAGAAGAGCAAAAACAGCAGGGCAUUCAAAGAGUGAAGCGCCAGGUUUUCUCCAAGGACGAGAAGAAAAUCGCUGGGUGUCUGCUGCAGUGCGUCUACCGGCAGGUGAAAGCGGUGGAUCAGCUCGGGUUUCCUGAGACGCAGGGAUUGAUCAAGUUGUACACCGAAGGCGGAGACGACCCAGAAUACAUCUCUGCCACCACGAGAGCGGUCCAUGCGUGCCUGGCAAUCUCGAGCAGAGUUAUUGCCGAAAGAUACCAAGAGCCUGGUCUUGCCUGUGAUGUUUCAUAUGACGUGUUUGAGUGCGUCACCAACAAAGUUGCCGAGUACUGCGGCACAAUUUGAGCGACGGGAAAACUAUAGGCGGACUUGCUUUUCAUCUCAUCCGAAGGAAAUUGAUUCUUCACGAUUGCUCUCUCACAUCUCGAUUGACUAUCGCUUAUUUCACUUUGUUUAAUAUUUAUUAUAUUGUGUACCAUUCUCGCAGAUAUUUUUAUCUGAAAUCAAAUCGUGCUCGAAAACAUUUCAAUUUCACAUUCAAGUUCCUUGGUUAAUCUAUGAGCUGCCUUUUGAUCUGUUACAAAUUGCACAAAGCAAGUGAAUUUUCACCUUAGAAGCCAUGUUGUUUUUAAUUAAAUUUGAACAAAUGAAAAGUUACAGUAACCUUUUAUUUAUU
Messenger RNA from Neocloeon triangulifer, 988 nucleotides. RefSeq names its product general odorant-binding protein 70 (gene Obp73a). The transcript is spliced from 7 exons. Lineage: Eukaryota; Metazoa; Arthropoda; Insecta; Ephemeroptera; Baetidae. Gene Ontology annotation, molecular function: odorant binding. The coding region runs from base 94 to 657 and encodes 187 amino acids. The record is from RefSeq and is a predicted model, not a curated record.